Molecule: messenger RNA, 4649 nt
Organism: Trichoplusia ni (cabbage looper)
Lineage: Eukaryota; Metazoa; Arthropoda; Insecta; Lepidoptera; Noctuidae
Exons: 6
Coding region: 244-1818 (524 amino acids)
Biological process (GO): cilium assembly
Cellular component (GO): ciliary transition zone
Source: RefSeq, a predicted model, not a curated record
AAUGACGUCAUAAGAUAAGCGUUGACAUUUGACAUUUCAAGUAGCGAGUCUUUGUUUUUAGUUAUGAAAUAAAUAGUAUUAUCAAUAAUAAACAUAAAGAUGUGCUAAAAAUAGAGAAAUACUAACUUUGUGUUGUUACCUUUUCAUUUGCUGCUGUAAAUUAUGCUUAGUUAGUUAGUUAUUUGAAAGAUAAGUGAGAAUCGUAUAUUUGAACUUUACGUGGGUUUUACGUAAAAAUCCUUCAUGAUGAAGCCUGGGAAGAGCGGGGAUGAGAAAGAGGAGAUAGCUGAAGUGCAUACAUCAUGCCGAUCACCGUCUCCAAAGCAGAAAAUGAAAAGAUCACGAAGUAGAUCGGGUUCACGAAAAAUGUCAAACGGUCACACAGCUCCCGACGAAAUAGUGGUCUCUGAAGAACCUGCCAAUGACAAAUCUAAGCGAGACAGCUGGAUAAAGUCCGAACACGAGUCCUUAGACACAGAACUACCAAUACACGAUCAAAUAAAACAAGGUAUCCUAGGUUUUGUAGAAAAAGAAAUUAAGAAAUCAGAUAAGAAUCCUUCAUUUGUUUUUUAUUCUCAUGACCCGAAUGGCUUGGAUGAGAAGUUCAUGAAGUCUCUGUCGAGACCCUCCAGUGGACAUAAGGAGAAACGGAGUCCGUCUUACCGUAAGAAAAAGAGGCAUUCUUCUAAACACCGAGACAGGGACUUACAUGAUUUUGAAAUACCUGGGUCAAGUCUUAGUGCUUUAGAAAGGGUUGAUGACUACUUAAAAGAAUAUAACAAGGAUGAAGUAGUUACCCUUAGCGGUGAACUGGAAAUAGAAGCUAAUGAUGUGGAGAACAAUAAUGGUAUAUCUAAGGAGCUCCGUCACAAACCGAGGAAGACGAGACGGAAAGUCAGAGACGAGCGCCAGGACAGUAAUGCUAAUGGCAGAGAUAUUAGUCCUAAAGUGUUUAAGAGCAAGUCUAAGUUGGGGUCAAAGCCAGCUCGUCCGACAGACCUCACAGCCAUGCUGGAGACUCUAGAGUCCAGUAUGCCUUACCAUGACCAGUACAUAGACAACCCAUUCUCGUCUCCAUCGCCACUGACGUCACCGAAUGACGAUAGACUAGACCCGUUCGGGUCUCGCAGACCAGAGAAGAUAUAUAUGCAGGGUGGCGGGACCUUCCGAGCGGUGUCCAGGGAUAGGAUUCUGGAGUCCCAACAGUCCAGAGAUGGUGAUAAAUAUUUAAGACUGGGUGACUUAACACCCUUAGACGUGGCGCUAGCAGUCCAGAAGGCUUGGCGGUCAUCAGCGCCGGCCUGUCACGGUGUUCUAGGAGGCCUGUCUCUCAUGCACCUGCUAUUACUGAGUUACUCCGAUGCGUUGGAUGCAGGGCAUUUGUCUUUCCAUGCUGUUGUGACUAUGCCCUACGUAGCUACGUAUUAUUUCUUCUGUGUCCUGUGUCUACUAUCGGUUUUGGAUAGACUAGACGUAACCAGUUUAGACCUGACCCGCGGCCUGCAGCCGUACUUCCAGCCUAUUGUGCUAGUCAUGUUGUACACCGCGUGUCUGCUCGUGUGCACAGCGGCCCGCAUGUACGACGAGCUGAUGGUGUACCAGUACGCCCCACUAGUCAACAAUAUCACUAUAAGUGGGAAUGUUACUACGCCAACCAUCCCAUCCUUCUACCACACUUGGACGCACUUUUCGAUAUGGCGAGCGGUACUCUCAAUACUAGGCCUGGUGUACUUCAUAAUAUCGAAUCCACAAGACUUGGUGUUCACGAAUCUCAGUAAGCUAUUACAAUUCAAACAUUCCUUGCAAAGUAUUGGAUGAUUCUCGCUUAAUUAGAUUAAUUGUUGGUAGUUGUAUGAAUGUUUGUAUGGCCUAGUGUAAUGUGGCAAGGGUUAAAUGUACAUGUUUGAAAAUAAUACUGGCUUCAAAUGAAACUCCUGAUUUUAUAUUUUGACAUAUUAUAUAUAUUUGAAUCAGGAAUUAAAAUUUCAUUUUAUCAACUAAACUUUAAAAUUUGUUAUGAUAAAUAAUUAAUUAUAAGACUUUACAAUAUGCACAAUGAAUUCAUUUUAAAUAGACAAUCUGAUAUAUUAUACAAUAUAAAAAUGAGUAGGUACCUAUUAACCAUUUAUUGAUCUCUCAAAUUUGACAAAACUGGCCAUGUACAAUGUACAUAUAUUACCUUUGCCACACAAACUCUUAUUUACUAGACAAUGUCGGUUAUAAAUACAUAAUGUAUGAAGUGAAUGUUGGCUUCCAUUGUAUAAGUAAGCUAGUUCGACAUUUAUCACCUUAAAUAGGGUGCAUUUGUAGCACUGAUCAUCUGACAGCUGUCAAAAUAAGCGCGAAACUCGAGACUGCUAUUUUAAUGACAGCGCCAUCUGUGUGUACAUCUAUGGAGUUAGUCUUUCUUAAAAACAUACAGCACUGUUUUGUUCAAAGUUUAUCGUAAAAUAAAUCUCAUUCCAUACAAAAUAGUUUUAGGUUUAGUACAUCCAAUAAUAUUUAUUUGUUUUUUUUUAUGCUCAAUUUUUUUUCGUACUUUAAGUUCGCAUUGCUAAAAGCACAAUGUACAAGUAUAGGUUUAAUACGCACAGUUGCGUUAUUUUAAAAAGAAAAUAAUUUAUUAUUUUGUCGUGGUUAUGGUAUUCUAUUUAAGUUUUAACUACAAAUAAGACUGCUUCUAUUCAAAAGAAUUGCAUUUAAUUUUAUAUUCUAACUUAAUACACUGUUUAUAUUAAACAUGUUAAUAAACCCACAAAAACCUCUUGUAAGGAAAUGAAUAAUAUGUACUUAACUGUAUUUUUUAAAACUUCUAAAUACCAAAAUAUAUUUUAAAAACCUUAAUCUUACUUGAAACCAAAGUUACAAAACAUUUUGCCAAAAUAUAAAACAUAGUCUAAUAGAAACACCCACCCGUAAUGUUUAAUAAAUGCUUAGAUCUUUCAACAAUUUGUGGACCCCAGUCAUAUUGCAACAAAUUGAAAGGCAAGUCAGAAAUUGAAAUUAUUAUAUAUAGUAAGACACAACGGAAUUUAUAUUUAUUAUAACACUUUAACUAAUGCAAGUAAGGGAUCCUUUUGUAUCUGUUAUUAAAAAAUACUUGCUAAAUAAGACUAAUUUAAAAUAUGAGUUGCAAAUAAAAUCACUUUCCCUAUCUAAAAAUAAAAGUAACAUAUAUAGAUACUUGCUAAAAUAUAUCACUAGCUAUAAAAAAUAUUAGGAUCAUAAUUUAUUAACACCUUUUGCAAGAUUAAUAUUCAAUUGGUAACAGAUCUAUAGGUAAUAAAUAAUACAGAAACAUAUAUCUAGUCGUUAUUUUUAAGGGACCAUCGCUAAACUAAAUCGUUUGCGGCAGCUACUUAAAAUAUCUUUAAUAUACUAGUCCAAGAGGUCAAAACCUUAAUAAAGAUCACUGGCUUCUGAAAACGUACAUAAAAAAAGUUAAUGAUCUGUCAAAACAAGGGCUGUAUUGAUUGGUACAUUUGAUUAACCAAUCGCAUUCAAUGACCAUUUUGACAGGUGAUUAAAAUCCGAAGCUAGAGGUCAGGAUUGACUUAAAAUAAAAUGACUUUAAAUUAUAAUUUAAGUUGUGAUGUUUGGUCUGCAGGACCAAUAUUGGCACAAAUAUUGGAAUAUGUGAUAAGAAAUGUUUAUUCGACGCAUUAUAAUUGAUUCAGUGCUAUAUCAUAAUAAUAUGUUAUUUACACUUCACACUAUUUAUUGCAAAUAUCAAUGUAUUGCAGGUAGUCCAUAAUAUAAGAAUAAUUCUAAUAAAAGAAAACGUAUCAUAUCUCGAUUAUUAUAAAUGCUAUUUUCAAUUGAAUAAAAAUAUUCUAGUCAAUGUAACCCAAGUCUGCAUAAUGGGUGGCUGUAGCACAGUUUUUAUUUGCAAACCUUUUUACAUGAAUAAUGUGUAAGGCGUGUAAGCUAUAUUGCAGACUUGGCUAUAAAGAAACUAUUUAUAAAUGCAUAGUGCCUAAAAAGCACUGUUUAUAAUAAAUUAAAAAAUAUAAUUACAAAAGACCGUUAAGAUAUUAAUACAAUUUUAUCAAAAAGAAAUUAGAGGAUUCUUUGUUUUUUUCCUCUGUCAGAUCGUGGCUUGAUUCGAAAUUAUAGACAUAAUUAUUAAAAUAAUAUUCAACAACUGAGUUGCUGAUUAAUACUUUAGGUUAUGCCACGAUUUCUUGUAUAAAAACAAUCUUAUUCAGAAAAUGUAAAACGAUACAAAGAAUCUCUUUAUUAAAUUAUGCAACGGUUUACUCACGCUUAUUUAUCGGGACUGCCCGAUUAGUUUUGGUCUCAUGAGAUGACGCGGCGGCGGCAGCGAUAAAUACGCCUGAGUAGAUCAUUUUAUAAAUAAAUUGUUUUUCUUAAUAGUUUUGUAUUUAUGUUGGAUGAAUUUGUAUCAAAAUAGACGUAUUUCGAAUACUUAAACGCAACUUGACACGUCCUUUAAUGUCUAUCUCUUGUUACUUUGCACCUUGAAGUAACAGACAAAAUGAGACUUUAAGGCGACUGAAAACUAAGUGAGGUUUCAGUAUUCGGUCUUUAUGCCGAACAUUCCUUGUUAGUAUUUAACUGUAUAGUAAAAUAAUAUCGACUGUUGACAGAUGUAAUUCAAAAUAAAACCAUUGAUUUGUGAUAUAUUA